CUUCUCUCUCUAAAACAAACUUUUACAGUCACUUUUUCUCUCUCUAACCCCACACGCUCUGAAUUAUAAAGCGUUUUCACUGUUCCAACUGCAUGCUUCUGCUUCACUCGAGGAAACCGUUCAAGAAGAAUCUUCAUUCAUCUCAUCGCCAACAGGUUUGAUUCAUCUCUCUCUCUCUAUUCUUCUUCGUUAAUCGUUUCUCGAACUGAUCGGAUCGUCGAUUGAACGAUUCUGAUCGAUUUCUCAGGUUAAAAUGAUAGGUCUCAAUGUUCAAGGCAAUCGAACAGACUUUAACAACGGUUAUAUACAUCAACAAUCCGGAAUCACGACUAGUACACCGUUUCCAAUCUUCACACCUUCUAAUGCCGCACCGACGAUUACGGAUAAUAGUGGUUCUAGAAAGCGUUCUAGAGAUCUGGUUACUGAUCCAUCUCCAUCGUACAAUCACAGCAGUUCUUUCGUUUUUUCACAGAUCGAACAACAGCAUCAACUAGAGAUUGAUCAAUUAGUGUAUCAACAUGCAGAGAAAAUGAAAUAUGAAAUUACCGAGAGAAGAAACAGGGACGUCAGAGGAAUUAUCAAUGCAAUAGAACAAGGAAUCAUGAAGAAAUUGAAAUUGAAAGACGAUGAGAUAUCCAAUAUUAUAAAUCAUAAUUCUACUCUAGAAGAUAAAGUGAAAUCUCUCUGCAUCGAGAAUCAGUUAUGGAGAGAUUUAGCACAGAAUAAUGAAGCAACAGCAAACGCUCUGAGAAACAAUCUUGAACAAGUACUAGUUCAAGUCAAGAACCGCUCCGGCGCCGGAGCCGGUUCCGGCGACGACGACGUAGUUUCUUGUUGCGGAAGUAAUAACAAUGAUGAAAUUCCGGUGAUCGGAGUUGAUAGACUUUGCCGGAGCUGUGGUACGGCGGAGGCGUCGAUUUUGCUUUUACCGUGUAGGCAUCUUUGUCUUUGUAGAAUUUGCGGGUCGUCGGUUUAUACUUGCCCCAUUUGUGAAUGCAACAAAACCGCUAGCGUUCAUAUUAAUUUGCAGUAAUGGAAGAAAAUAACUUUUAUAGAUCUAGUAUUAAAUAAUUUAUUUUUAUUUUUAUCUCUUUUUAUCUCUUUUUUAACUAGAUGUAAUAAAUAAGUUUAAAAUUUUGACUAUUUUAUCUA
Impatiens glandulifera is the source of this 1152-nucleotide messenger RNA. Its product is annotated as probable BOI-related E3 ubiquitin-protein ligase 3. The transcript is spliced from 2 exons. Gene Ontology annotation, biological process: regulation of programmed cell death. Gene Ontology annotation, molecular function: ubiquitin-protein transferase activity. Lineage: Eukaryota; Viridiplantae; Streptophyta; Magnoliopsida; Ericales; Balsaminaceae. The coding region runs from base 254 to 1033 and encodes 259 amino acids. The record is from RefSeq and is a predicted model, not a curated record.